AUGCAGAGUGAAAGAGACAUUAGAGAUGGGGUUUCUCGGUCACGUGACUUGUUAGAUAGUUUUCAGGGCUUUGGGUCCCGUAGAAGUAUGUUUCCUAGCCUCUUUGGUGGAAGGGAUCCAUUUGACGAUCCCUUCUUCAGUCGGCCGCUUGGUAGCAUGUUCGAAUCUAGCAUUUUUGGUCCUAGAGCCGCUUCUAGUGGUACACCGCAGGGCGGUAGAGCCAAUGAAUUAUUAGUAGAAGAACUGAAUUCUGAUGAUGAGGGAGGGGAAGAUAAAGUUACUGAGGAUGGGAGAGAUAAUUGUGGAAAGCAAUAUGUUUCAAGCAAAGAACCAACUAUUGAGCAUCCGGAUGAUGUUGUGGAUGAUAGGAAAAGCAAGGAUGUGACUUGUAGAAAUGACCGCAACAAGGUGGAAGGUGAACAGUCCCAGGGUCGUAGUUUCUCUGCCCAGACUUGCAGAGUCACAUAUGGUGGUGUAGAUGGAGCAUAUUACACUUCUACAAGAACCAGAAGGGCAGGCGGUGAUGGUGUGGUGCUUGAGGAGAGCAAAGAAGCAGAUAGAACAACUGGUCAAGCAACACACAGAAUCUCGAGAGGACUUCAUGAUAAGGGUCAUUCUGUUACAAGGAAGCUUAAGUCGGAUGGAAAGGUGGAUAUGUUGCAAACUUUACACAAUUUGAAUGAAGAUGAUCUUCCUGGCUUUGAAGAAGCAUGGACCGGUAAUGUUAAAGGACACUUACCUGGUUGGAGAGGUGAAUUUAAUAUGCAUGGUAAUGCUGGUUCAGGUAGCAGACAACAGAAGGGAAAUGCAAUUUGGGGAGCUGGGCUGCUUCCAUCUGCAGAGCAAGCGCAAAGCGUCAGAGGAAAUGGAUCAGACAAUGCAACCAGAGCUACCUCCGAUGGGAGAACCAAAAGGGUUGUUAGAAUCAACAUAGACUAA
Messenger RNA from Prunus armeniaca (apricot), 939 nucleotides. The record is from the annotation of a GenBank genome assembly. Lineage: Eukaryota; Viridiplantae; Streptophyta; Magnoliopsida; Rosales; Rosaceae.